Amoebophrya sp. A25 is the source of this 194-nucleotide messenger RNA. Lineage: Eukaryota; Dinophyceae; Syndiniales; Amoebophryaceae. The record is from the annotation of a GenBank genome assembly.
GAAUCUGGCUGCGACGCAAAUCGUGAAAUACUACAGAGGAUACAGAGUUGAGGAAGUCAAUCUACCACUGUCUGUACUACAAGAAGAUACUAAGUUCGAGGAUCGCGAGCUUCUUCAACAAGUAGAGACGAUGACGCAAGCAGUUGAAGAUGAGGCACAAGAACAUGCGUGGGUGGACUUUGCAGUUGCUACAG